AUGGAGAAGAAGGAUAAUAUUGAAAAAACACUUAUGAGUAUUAUAGAGAAUAUUAAGAAAAAUAGAAAGCUUGUUGACCAAAAUAUAAGUAAUUUAAGUAUUGUAUUUAAUAUUAUCAGAGAAAAUAUUGAAAAUAUUAAUGGAGAAAACGUUGAAACAAUUAUCAAAGAAACAAUCAAAACAAUUGAUAAUAAUAAAGAAGUAGAACAACUUAAUGUUAUUGGGAUUGCAAUUUGUACAUAUUGUUUACCAGUUAUUAAAAAGGAGAAAAUAAUUAAUUUAAUAGUAGAUUACGUUAAAACAUUUCCUAAUGAAUUUGAAACAGAAGCACUUAUUUCCUUGACAAUUGUUAUUUACGAAUUUAUGAUUAUGACAGGAAAUAAAACUAUUAAUAAACAAUAUUAUUUUGGAUAUUCAAAUAUGGUAUUAAAUAAAUAUUCAACAAAUGAGGAUAUUGUUGAAUAUUCAAUGAGAUUAUUAUGUAGAAUAAUUAAAGGAGAUGGAGUAUUAAUAACAAAUAUUGUUGAUAAACAAAUUUGGACAAUGUUAAUGACAAUUAGUGGAAAAUAUUACAAUAACAAUCAAAUACAAAAGUAUUUAUUAAGAAUACUUAAUCAAAUUAUUAGUAAUUUAACUAUUAAAGAAAAUAAAGAACUUAUUAUUCAAUAUUAUUUAAAUCGAAUUAAAGAAUCAGAAGGAGAAAUAAAAGAAUUGUUGUAUAAUGGAAUAUAUUAUUGCACUAAACAAAGUAUCAAUAAUAAUGAUUUUAUUAAUUCGAUUCUCCAAAUUAUUGGUGAAGAAUUAAAAGAAGAUAAAGAAAAUAAUUCAAUUAUCAUUAGUAAUUGUUUUGGAAUAUUAAAUAAUCUUCAAGAACAACAAAUUGAUAUUUUUAUAAUUUCAACAAUCAUUGAUAACAUUAUUCAAUUAACUUUAAAAUAUAUGAAUGAUAUUGUUAUUCAAAAAUAUGGAAUACAUUUAAUUCGAUUAUCAAGUUUUAAUGAUAAGUUUCAUUCUAAUGAAUCAUUACUUUCACUUCGAGAGUCUAUUACAUUAUACAAAACAGAAAAUCAAAUACUUGAAGAUACUUGUGUAAUUUGUUACAACUUAUAUUUAAAUGAAGAAAAUAUAGAAAAGAAAGAAAAUAUUAAAACACUUGUUAAUUUAAUCAAAGAAACUAAUUCAACUAAUAAAAUCAUUUAUGCAAUAUGGUAUGCAUUAUCAAACCAUCUUACUUUGAAUUUUGUUCAUUGA
Entamoeba dispar SAW760 is the source of this 1251-nucleotide messenger RNA. RefSeq lists its product as uncharacterized. Lineage: Eukaryota; Evosea; Mastigamoebida; Endamoebidae. The coding region runs from base 1 to 1251 and encodes 416 amino acids. The transcript has a single exon. The record is from RefSeq and is a predicted model, not a curated record.